This is a messenger RNA of Oncorhynchus tshawytscha (Chinook salmon), 1698 nucleotides long. RefSeq names its product chromobox protein homolog 1. Lineage: Eukaryota; Metazoa; Chordata; Actinopteri; Salmoniformes; Salmonidae. Gene Ontology annotation, cellular component: nucleus; pericentric heterochromatin. The transcript is spliced from 7 exons. Bases 318 to 1019 code for a protein of 233 amino acids. Gene Ontology annotation, biological process: chromatin organization; negative regulation of transcription by RNA polymerase II. Gene Ontology annotation, molecular function: chromatin binding. The record is from RefSeq and is a predicted model, not a curated record.
ACCUUGUAUUAUGCACAGUGGGUGAUAAACAUAUCUCGAUGGACCAAUAUAUUGACACGGCAAUGUGCGUCUUGCUACAUUGUUGCAUGCGGAUGCUGUUUUGAGUGUUCAAUGGUAUUGUUUUCGCGCGAGUUCGUGUAGAUUGCUCUCGUGCUAUGAUUCAGGUCAACAUGGACGACUAGUCAUUCCAUCUCGACAGCUCUGGGGGGGAAGAAACCCCCUAGCACCAUCAUGUGAAACGGGAUCGGCUGAUGGCAUAGUGAACGGCUCUGUUGACAAGGAACCCGCUGGUUCCACUGCCUUCUCCCAGCCUGAAAAUGAGUGAGCCUACCGCUACAGAAUCCCCUAGCGAUGUGACCCCCAUUGUUACUACUGGUGUUACCACUGAAGGUGUAGAUCAACCUUCUACUAAUGCAAACGAGCCCCCCAAGGAAGAGGUCAAGUUGGCAGCAACAGCAGGGAAGAAACAGACCAAGAAGAAGGUGGAGGAGGUGGUAGAGGAAGAGGAGGAGGAAUAUGUGGUGGAGAAGGUGCUGGACCGACGGGUGGUAAAGGGACGCGUGGAGUUUCUGCUCAAAUGGAAAGGCUUCUCCGAUGAGGACAAUACAUGGGAACCGCAGGACAACCUGGAUUGCCCUGACCUGAUUGCCGAGUACAUGCAGAAUCAUCAUAACAAAAAAGAAAGUUGCAAGAAAGAGUCUGGUGGCAAGAGGAAAGCUGGCGAGUCUGACACAGAGGCAGGGGGUGAAGAAGGCAGGCCCAAGAAGAGGAAAGAUGAGGCAGAGAAGCCCAGAGGCUUUGCGCGUGGUCUUGACCCUGAACGGAUCAUUGGAGCCACGGACUCCAGUGGAGAGCUGAUGUUCCUCAUGAAAUGGAAGAACAGUGAUGAGGCUGACCUGGUGCCGGCCAAGGAGGCCAACAUUAAAUGUCCACAGGUGGUCAUCUCCUUCUAUGAGGAGCGUCUGACAUGGCACUCCUACCCCACCGAGGAGGAAGAGAAGAAGGAUGAUAAGAACUAGCCACAGAUAACAACACCCUCAGAAAAGAGGCACCAAGUAAGAAGCUAGAGAUGAAGAUGCGAAAGAUAGGCUUUCACACAGAUGAAUCUUCCUUUGGAAAGCUUUAUUUACUAUAACACCCACAUAUUCUGUCCUUAUUUCUUGUCGAGCUAUUCCCACGUGCAGUACAUGCUCACCAUUCACAGGCUGCCUUGAGGUGAUUGGGGCUUUUGGGAGGUUUGGUAUUGUUGUUAAACUGCACUGGAAAUACGUGGAUUUGGAUUAAGGUGGUGGGAAGGGUUCGGCUCAGUCAGGACCCAUGGUUUUAAUGUGGUUGCGAAGAUAAGGGAUGGACAAAAUAAAUGGCAUUUUUAUUUUCAUUGCAAUGCAACCAAAUCUAUCCCAAGAGGUAUACACAGAGGAAAAUGUAGUGUCUAUGCCUGGGCUCUCCAACCCUGUUCCUGGAGAGCUACUGUCCUUUAGGUUUUUGCUCGAACCCUAAUCUAGCGCACCUGAUUCUAAUAAUUAGCUGGUUGAUAAGUUGAAUCAGGUCAAUUAAAACGGGAGUUGAUAAAAACCUACAGUUGAAGUCAGAAGUUUACAUACACUCAUGUUGGAGUCAUUAAAACUAUUUUUUUCAACCACUCCACAAAUUUCUUGUUAUCAAACUAUAGUUUUAGCAAGUCGGUUAGGACACAUA